AUGUCAAUCAUUCUUCACGGGCAUGGGAUCGAGCCGCAUAGUACCAUCUCCUACUCCACCCCGACGAGAGAACUGCUCUUUCGCCAAUAUCGUGGCACAGAACUCUCCACUGAUGAAGCCAUGCUGUAUUCUAAGCUCAGAGACGACGUUGGUCAGCAGAGCCUUGGCUCGGGGAAAUCUAGAGCCAAGUCUGACGGUGCCAAGAGUGGUUGUGAGAGGAUGCUGAUUAUAAAGGCAAGGUCUAUCAAGCGUCGGUUUGUUCCCUUCCAGUAA
Molecule: messenger RNA, 273 nt
Organism: Fusarium venenatum
Lineage: Eukaryota; Fungi; Ascomycota; Sordariomycetes; Hypocreales; Nectriaceae
Source: RefSeq, a predicted model, not a curated record